AUGUCAACGGAGGACAGGAGCCCGGUGGUGGCGGUGGCGGAGCCGCCUCAGCAGCAGCAGCCCCCCGAGCCCGGAGCUCCCCCCGCAGCAGCGGCGGCGGCGGCAGCCACAGACAAAAGACCUAGGGGCCGGCCGCGCAAAGAUGGCGCUUCCCCUUUCCCGAGAGCCAGGAAGAAGCCUCGGAGUAGAGGAAAAACUGCAGUGGAGGAUGAAGACAGUAUGGAUGGUUUGGAGGCAGCAGAAACAGAAAACACUGUGGAAACAGAAGUCAAAGAGCAAUCUGCAGAAGAGGAUGCCCAGGCUGAAGUGGACGGCACCAAGCAGCUAACACCAGUUCUUCAGCGCUCGGUGUCUGAGGAGUCUGCGAGCUCCACAGCCUCCGUCGGUGUCGAAGCCAAAACCAGCGAACAGCUCUGCGCCUUCUGUUACUGCGGGGACCGGAGCUCCCUGGGCCAGGGAGAGCUGAAGCAGUUCAGUCCCACGCCGGGCUACGUGGCCCCAUGGAGGAAGCAGCCUCCGGCGCGGAGCGAAGGCGGCGACGGCCCCGACGGAGCUGGCGAGAGGCCGCCGAGCGCAGCAGCGCCGCGGCGGCAGCGGGCGCGCAGGAGAUCACAGUCAAGUAUAGCAUCAUGUACAAGCGUAAGCACCCAAACUGCUUCUGACGAUCAGGUUGUCAAAUUCUGGGAUGAACUCAGUUUAGUUGGCUUACCAGACGACAUUGAUGUUCAAGCCUUACUUGAGCCAACAGGUCACUGCUGGGCUCAUCACCGCUGUGCGGAGUGGUCUUGGGGAGUCUGCCAGACUGAAGAGCAGCUAUCAGUGAACGUGGACAAAGCUGUUGUCUCAGGGAGCACAGAACGAUGUGCAUAUUGUAAGCACCUUGGAGCCACUAUCAAAUGCUGUGAAGAGAAGUGUACCCAGACGUACCAUUACCCCUGUGCUGCUGGAGCAGGCACCUUUCAGGAUUUCAGUAACUUGUCCCUCCUUUGUCCAGACCACAUCGAUCAGGCUCCUGAAAGAUCAAAGGAAGAAGCAAAUUGUGCCGUGUGCGACAGCCCUGGAGACCUCUUCGACCAGCUCUUUUGUACCACCUGCGGGCAGCAUUACCACGGGAUGUGCCUGGACAUACAAGUCACCCCUUUAAAAAGAGCAGGUUGGCAGUGUCCUGAUUGCAAAGUGUGCCAGAACUGCAAACAUUCUGGGGAAGAUACCAAGAUGCUGGUGUGUGAUACAUGUGACAAAGGCUACCAUACAUUCUGUCUACAACCAGUUAUGGACUCGGUACCAACAAAUGGCUGGAAAUGUAAAAACUGCAGAGUAUGCGCCGAGUGCGGCACGCGGACAAGUUGUCAGUGGCACCAUAACUGUUUGGUGUGUGACAGUUGUUACCAGCAGCAAGACAGCCUGUCGUGUCCUUUCUGUGAAAAGCUGUGCCUGCAAGACUUCCCGAAAGAUACGUUGCAUUGUCACCUGUGCAAAAGGUGGGUUCACGUGGAAUGCGACGGCUCCCCGGGCAGCGAGCUGGAGGCGCAGCUCAAGGAGUACAUCUGCACCCUGUGCAAGCAGGGCGACGGGGAGCCCGCCCACAUGGGUGACAUGAUGGACACGUCUGACCUCGCUCCUGAGCCUGAUGCAGCUUGUACCAACGAAAUGGAGAUGGAAAGCAGUGCAGAAGAUGCGGUCUUGCAGGAACAAACUGUUAUUGGUAACAGCCUUCUUCAAGAAUCAGCUGUUGGAUGUGUCACAGAUGUUACAGGCACGUCGCUAGAAGACAAGACCGCAGAACUGGAAGCAGAAGCCCCCGAUGAAGCUCAUGCAGCUGAAAUGGAAGUGUCUCCCAAGAAGCCCCCAGCCUUGGAUGAGAGUCAGGCUGAGAAAACGAUGGAAGGGGUGGAAGCUGCAACGGGUCAGGGGUCGGACGAGCAAGUGGGAGAGACGCGGCUGUCCCUGUCACAGGGCAGGGCUGAGGCAGCAGCGGGAUCCACAGCAGACUCUCGGCCUCUGUCUUCGGUACCCGAGGCCAUAGCUGUGGCGCCAGAAAUACAGGGGCCUGAAAAUAAAGGGGAAAUCUGUAUCCGUGUGGAACAGCAACUGGAAAUAGUAGAAGUGCAAAGAGACAGAGAGAAAGGAGAAGUUAAGGAGAGCUCAGAAACACCAGCUCUUUCGGAAGGAAAAGCUGCUUCUGUAAAUGAAGCUUUGCAAAGCAGUUCACCAGUUGGAGAGAAAGCCCUAAAAUCGCCAGCUGAGACUCUGCCUUCCCUUGCACCCUCAGUUAAUGCCGACAAGACAAGUGUGUCUUCCUCUGCAGACCUUGCUCUAGACUUGCACCCUGCCCGGGACGGGCAGCACAGGCAGCCUCCAGCCUCGACUGCGGCUGCCGGGGGUGCCCUCACAACCACCUACAUAUCAGUCACUCCAAAAAUUGGCAUGGGGAAACCAGCCAUCACCAAGAGGAAGUUUUCUCCUGGAAGACCCAGGUCAAGACAGGGGGCUUGGAGUACCAAUAAUACAGUGAGCCCACCUUCCUGGUCCCCAGACAUUUCAGAAGGUCGGGACAUUUUUAAAUCCAGACAGCUUCCUGGCAGUGCCAUUUGGAGCAUCAAAGUGGGCCGCGGAUCAGGAUUCCCGGGGAAGCGGAGGCCACGCGGCGCCGGGCUCUCAGGAAGAGGAGGCAGAGGGCGAUCAAAGCUGAAAAACGGAGUGGGGACCGUAGUCAUUCCAGGGGUCACGACUAUGGAUAUUUCAACUAACAAGGAUGAGGAAGAAAAUUCAAUGCAUAAUACAGUUGUCCUCUUCUCUAACAGUGACAAGUUCACUCUUCAUCAGGAUAUGUGUGUGGUGUGCGGGAGCUUUGGCCAAGGUGCUGAGGGACGGUUGCUGGCCUGCUCCCAGUGUGGUCAGUGUUACCAUCCCUACUGUGUCAGUAUUAAGAUCACCAAGGUGGUGCUCAGCAAGGGCUGGCGCUGCCUCGAGUGCACCGUGUGCGAGGCCUGCGGCAAAGCCACCGACCCGGGCAGGCUGCUGCUCUGCGACGACUGCGACAUCAGCUACCACACGUACUGCCUGGACCCGCCCCUGCAGACCGUCCCCAAGGGAGGAUGGAAGUGCAAAUGGUGUGUUUGGUGCAGGCACUGUGGCGCUACCUCUCCGGGUUUAAGAUGCGAGUGGCAAAAUAACUACACGCAGUGCGCGCCCUGUGCCAGCUUGUCCACCUGCCCCAUCUGCUACCGCACUUACCGGGAGGAAGAGCUCAUAAUUCAGUGUAGACAGUGUGAUCGAUGGAUGCAUGCAAUCUGUCAGAACUUAAACACAGAGGAGGAAGUGGAAAACAUAGCUGAUAUGGGUUUUGACUGUACCAUUUGUAGGCCAUACAUACCACCAACAAACGUGCCUUCUUUGGACUGUUGUGAUUCAUCAGUUGGAGCUCAGAUUAUUUCAAAAUCAAAAGAACUAGACCCACCGAAGACUUACACACAGGAUGGAGUCUGCUUGACAGAAUCCGGCAUGUCUCAGUUACAGAGCCUAACUGUUACAGUACCUAGAAGAAAACGGACGAAACCAAAGCUUAAAUUGAAGAUUAUAAACCAGAACAGUGUGGCUGUGCUUCAGACACCCCCAGAUGCCCAGUCAGAGCACUCAAGAGAUGGAGAGAUGGAUGACAGUAGAGAAGGUGAUCUUAUGGAUUGUGACGGAAAAUCAGAUUCCAGCCCAGAACGGGAAGCUGUGGAUGAUGAUACCAAAGCAGCAGAAGGAGCUGAUGGGAUUAAAAAAAGAAAGCGAAAACCGUACAGACCUGGUAUUGGUGGAUUUAUGGUACGUCAGAGAAGUCGUACAGGGCAGGGGAAAGCAAAAAGGUCUCUCUCCAGGAAAGACUCUUCUGGCUCUGUUUCUGAGCAGUUGCCUGGCAGAGAUGAAGGUUGGACAGAACAGCUGCCAGACACUCCGGUUGAGGAGUCUGCCCCCGCUUCCGAGAGCACUGAGAAAAUAAAGAAGCGUUACAGAAAAAAGAAAAACAAACUCGAGGAAACCUUUCCCGCCUACUUGCAGGAAGCUUUCUUCGGAAAAGACCUACUAGACACCAGCAGACAAAAUAAGAUGAGCCUAGAUAACUUACCCGAGGAGUCACUUCCACUUUCAUGUAAAGCAAAUCUCACCACCAGUUUCCUGGAUCCUUCCUCCGACCCUCUUCUUAGCUCAGCCUCCACUCCAGCUCCAGUGAAACUGGGCACUCAAGGUAGCACCGAUGACCCCCUAGCUGAUCUUUCCGAGGUCUUGAACACCGAUGAUGAUAUUCUUGGAAUUCUUUCGGAUGAUUUGGUAAAGUCUGGAGAUCAUUCGGGUCUUGAUUUAUGCACUUUCCAGGUUGAGAACUCACCCUCCCCAUUUGCUGGACUAGAUAUUGGUCCCAUCUCUGAUGAUCCUUCUUCUCUGCCUCAGCCAAAUGUCCCCCAGAGUUCACGACCAUUGAGUGAAGAGCAAUUAGAUGGAAUCCUCAGCCCAGAACUAGACAAAAUGGUCACAGAUGGUGCUAUUCUUGGCAAAUUGUACAAAAUUCCAGAGCUAGGAGGCAAGGAUGUUGAAGAUCUGUUCACAGCUGUACUGAGCCCAGCAACCACCCAGCCAGCUCCUUUGCCACAGCCUCCACCUCCUCCCCAGCUCAUGCCCUUGCACGCUCAGGGAGAUAAUGCCUUUUCAAGAGUCCCACUAAUGAAUGGUCUGAUUGGUCCUAACCCCCAUCUCCCUCACACGGCUUUGACUCCUGGAGGAGGGCUGGGCACUUUCUCUCCUAUCACACAGCAACCGUAUACUGAUACCAGGGAUAAGAAUCCAGCAUUCAAUCCCAUGGUGGGUGAUCCAAACAGUUCUUGGGCACCAUCAGCUCCACCUUUGGAAGCUGAAGGCGACACAAUGUCCAAUGCUCAAAGGAGCACCCUGAAGUGGGAAAAAGAAGAAGCACUGGGUGAAAUGGCAACGGUAGCACCUGUUCUCUACACAAAUAUCAACUUCCCUAACCUAAAGGAAGAAUUCCCUGACUGGGCUACAAGAGUGAAGCAGAUUGCUAAGCUGUGGAGGAAAGCAAGCUCGCAGGAAAGGGCUCCAUAUGUGCAAAAAGCAAGAGAUAACAGAGCUGCUUUGCGCAUCAAUAAAGUGCAGAUGUCAAAUGACUCCAUGAAAAGGCAACAGCAACAGGAUAGCAUUGAUCCAGGCUCUCGUAUUGACUCCGACCUCUUUAAAGAUCCAUUAAAACAGAGGGAAUCAGAACAUGAGCAGGAGUGGAAAUUCAGACAGCAAAUGCGACAGAAGAGUAAGCAGCAAGCCAAGAUAGAGGCCACGCAGAAACUGGAGCAGGUGAAAAACGAGCAGCAGCAGCAGCAGCAGCAACAGCAGCAGCAGCAGCAGUUUGGGUCCCAGCAGCUGCUGGGGCAGUCUGGCCCGGACACGCCGAGCAGCGGGAUGCAGAGCCCCUUGACACCUCAGGCAGGCAGUGGCAGCGGGUCUCCCGCACAGCAGACAUUCCACAAGGAGCUCUUCCCAAAGCAGCAGCUACCUGCAACACCCUCAGAUGACGUGUUCCUAAAGCCACAAGCCCCACCUCCCACUCCAAGCCGCAUCCCAGCGCAUGAUUCACUCUCCCAGGCGCCUCAGACAUCACCCCAGCAGCUAUUUUCUCCCGCUUCCACAAACCCAAGGCCUCCUUCUCCAAUGGAUCCAUACGCUAAGAUGGUGGGAACACCUAGACCAGCACCUAUUAACCAAAACUUCGUUAGAAGAAAUCCCGUCGCUCAGUUGGACGCCUGUGCAGCGCAGGCAUCCGUAGCCAGGCCCAUGCAAGGGCCGGAGCCGUCGGGAAGCCGGCCCUCCCCCGUCAGAGAUUCCUGCUCAUCAUCUCCGGGAAGCAGCGAUCCCUAUGCAAAGCCCCCAGACACCCCCCGGCCGGUCGUGGCAGCGGAUCAGUUCUCCAAACCCCUGGUAGUGCCGAGGUCUCCCGCAGUUCUGGAGCAGGCAGGGAAGGGGCCUCUGGCGGUCGGGAGCAGUGAUCCUUUCACCAAGCCGGCUCCCAGGACGGAGGGGUUCCCGAGGCAGAGGGUGGCUUCUGAUGCUUAUGCCCGGCCCCCAUUGACUCCCACCCCCGUUGAUGGUAGCCCUGGGCCCUUCAAAACCCCUCUGCGCCCACCUCAGUCCCCGCAGGAUCCUUACGGAUCGAUGCCGGCCACACCGAGGCGCGUUGCCGUCGAUCCCUACGAGCGGCCUCCUUUGACCCCGCGGCCGGUCGAUAGCUUUUCCCAUAAUCAGCCUAGUGAUCCGUAUAACCAGCCUCCCCUCACUCCCCACCCUGCAAUAAAAGAGCCUUUUACCCAUCCACCUAGGAUAAUGCGACCCCAGAGCGAUUCUUUCCCGCAAUCCGGGCCUCUUCCAAGGCCGGCUUCUCAGGACCCCUAUUCCCAGCCUCCGGGGACUCCCCGGCCCGUGGCCGAUCCCUACGCGCAGCCCCCGGGAACUCCUCGACCUGCCGCCGUUGAUCCCUAUAUGCAGCAGCCGCCGACACCAAGGCCUGCUCAGGCAGCAGAUUUAUUUGCCCAGCCCUCGGCAAAUCAGCGACACUCUGAUCCAUACGCCCAGCCUCCUGGGACUCCCCGGCCAGUUCCCAGUGACCCCUAUUCCCACCAACCAGCGACUCCGAGACCGGGAGCUCCAGAAAGUUUCAACAGACCCGCAAUGCCGAGACCAGGGCUGAUGCCAAGCAGAGACCCUUUCCUGCAGAGCCCACAGAACAGGCUGCAGGGCACUUUUGUCAGGCCGGCAGACCCGUGUUCUCAAGCUCCCAGACCGGCAGGACCUGCAAUAACGGAUUCGUUCAGCCACGGCCCAGCUGCUCCGGCGCGUGACCCUUACGAGCAGCCACCACUGACUCCGAGACCUCAGCCAGAAUCCUUUGGAGCUGCUCAGCUGGCCCAUGACCCCGCGGAGCAGCCCCGGCCGGGCUCCGAGGGCGGCUUCAGUGCAUCUGCCAGCUCUCCCAUGAGUUCGCAAGCGCAGCAGUUUCCCAAAGUUUCCCAGGUUCCUGGCUCAGCACCCACCACUGGAGUCACAGAUACCCAGAAUACCAUGAAUAUGUCUCAAGCAGACACUGAGAAAUUAAGACAGCGCCAGAAAUUGCGUGAAAUUAUUCUACAACAGCAGCAGCAGAAGAAGAAUGCAGUUCGGCAGGAAAAGGCCUUGCAGGAUUCAGCAGCUGCUUCCCAUGGAACUCCUCUCCAGCACUGGCAGCAAGACAAUUUAAACCAGAUUUUUAACCGCCCUCCUCCUCCGUAUCCGGGGAAUAUUAGGGCCUCAGUUGUCCCUCCGGGUGGACCGAGGUUCACGGUGUUUCCAAAAGAUCAACGUGGCCCAUUCCCUGUUGAAGGGCAGUUCAAUAGACCCCAGUUUGCAGGCGAUAUGAAUGCCAUGGGAAUGAGACCUCAUGGGCUUAGGUUUGGGUUUCCGGGCGGUGGCCACGGCCCCCCCUCGGGGCAGGAGCGCUUCCUGGGGCCUCAGCAGCCGAUGCAGCGGCCUGGAGUCGCGGCCCAGCUGAGAAGGUCUCUGUCUGUCGACAUGCCCAGAGCAGCCAGCGCCGCGCAGCUCGGCAGCGCCGCCGGCAUCCCCCAGCACUUUCCUCCCCAGGGAAUUCAGGUUCAGCAGCACAACAUCCUGGGCCAGGCGUUCAUCGAGCUGCGGCACCGGGCUCCCGACGGCCGCCCCAGGCUGCCCUUCAGCGCGGCGGCCAACGCGCUGGAUGCGGCGCCACACCAGCGGCACGCGGGAUUCAUCCCGAGGCCGGAGUUCCCGGGCCCGCGGCAGGCAGACCCCCUGCGACACGGUGCUCAAGGUGCUUCUGGCCAGAUGCAGGUGGCGGCUGGUUUGGAGCAUUUGCCCCAGGCCCAGCAAGAUCAGAUCAAUCCUGACAACCCGCCCGCGCUUGUAAUCCGCUCCCUGAGCCACCCGCCGGUCGCGGACGCUUUCCCAGCACCGUCUCUGCCCACGUCUGCCCCGAGUGAGGAAUCGGCCAGUUUACAGCUUCCCAGCCAGCCAACUGAUGGGCUGGAAGAAAAGCUCGAUCCUGACGAUCCCGCCGUGAAAGAUUUAGAUGUGAAAGACCUCGACGGGGUUGAAGUCAAGGAUUUAGAUGACGAGGAUCUGGAAAAUCUGAACCUAGAUCCAGAGGAUGGAAAAGGAGAUGAGUUAGAUACCUUAGACAAUUUGGAAACGAAUGAUCCUCACCUUGACGACCUUCUAAGAUCUGGAGAAUUUGAUAUAAUUGCAUAUACAGACCCAGAACUCGAUCUGGGGGAUAAGAAGGGAAUGUUUAAUGAAGAGCUGGAUCUUGGUGUCCCAAUUGAUGACAAGCUGGAUCUCCAGAGCAAGGCAGAAGAACCAAAACAGAAGGAGCAAGGUGACAAAAUUGGUGCCCCUUCUGAGACUCCAUCCCCACAGAAGAAAUCAGCUACAGAAAGUGAGAUUAAAACAGAAGUGCUUUCUCCAAACACCCAUGAGGAGAAGCAGAACGAAGCUGAAAAAAGUGACGGAAAUAACGAAGCUGCAAGUGCUCCACAGACUGCGGAGCCGGAGGUGAAGGAUGGAGAAAAGGCUCCUGUGCAGCCAGCAAACCCAGAAUUCCCUGACAAAGCUACGGUUAUUCCUAGUCAGGAAACAGCUGUGCCUAGCUCGGAUGCUCCAGGAUCUGCUCCGCUGCAGGGGCAGGGAGUUCCUGCAAGUUCCUGCAAUAUUUCGGGGUCCACGCCAGUCCUCUCGAGCUUGCUGGCUGGGGAGAGCUCGGAGAGCUCCGAGGCCCGCGCGCUGGCGUCUCCAUCCCAGUCCUUGCCAGCAGCACAGAUGAACCAUUCGUCAGGUAUUCCACAACCGCUCAUGACACCUGCUGGACAAAUCUUGGAAAACCCAUUAAAUACCAAUUUGGCCCUGGUGCCGAGAAUAAACCCUAAUUUUUCCCAAGGGUCACCCACCGCAGGUUUUAUGCAGGGUCAAGCACCUAAUCACAGCUUUGGGCCAGGCCAGACCUCUGCUCAAACCGUGGCCGUAACGAGUCGCCCUGGGCCGAGUGGCCUGUCCGGCCCCCAGCAGCUGAUGCUGCCUCAGCCAUUAGCCCAGCAGCAGAACCGGGAGAGGCCCCUUCUCUUGGAGGAGCAGCCACUGCUUCUGCAGGAUCUUCUGGAUCAAGAAAGGCAGGAGCAGCAGCAGCAGCGGCAGAUGCAGGCCAUGAUCCGCCAGCGCUCUGAGCCUUUUUUCCCCAAUAUCGACUUCGAUGCAAUUACUGAUCCUAUAAUGAAAGCAAAAAUGGUAGCUCUUAAGGGGAUCAAUAAAGUAAUGGCACAGAGCAACCUGGGGAUGCCACCGAUGGUCAUGAACAGGUUUCCCUUUAUGGGGCAGCCAGUGGCAGGAGCCCAGAGCACCGAAGGGCAAACUCACCUGCAGCAGGCACUCCCCCAGGAUGGGAAUUUGGCACCUCAGAUUUCUAGGCCGAAUCCUCCAAAUUUUGGUCCUGGUUUUGUCAAUGACUCACAAAGAAAGCAAUACGAGGAGUGGCUGCAAGAAACCCAGCAGCUCCUCCAAAUGCAACAGAAGUACCUUGAGGAACAAAUUGGAGCACACAGAAAAUCCAAAAAAGCCCUCUCGGCCAAGCAGCGAACGGCCAAGAAAGCCGGCCGCGAGUUCCCCGAGGAAGAUGCAGAGCAGCUUAAACACGUAACCGAGCAGCAGAGUAUGGUGCAAAAGCAGCUGGAGCAGAUCCGCAAGCAGCAGAAGGAGCACGCGGAGCUGAUCGAGGAGUACCGGAUCAAGCAGCAGCAGCAGCAGCAGUGCGGGCUGGCCCCGCACGCCCUGGCGCCCGCCAUGGGCCAGCCCGGCUUCCCCUUGGUGCCGGCGCCGCUGCCGCACCAGGCGCCCGGCGCGCCCCGCGUGCCCGGCCUGCCCGCCUGGCCGGCCCCGAGCGCCCCCGCCGGCCACCUGCCCCUGAACGCCGCGCGGUUCCCGCAGUCCGGAGCCCCGCAGCCACCCAUGGCCCCGCUGCCGCCCGCCGCCCCAGCGCCCGGCCCCGCCGCCGCGGCCACGGCGCCGCCACCCAGGGUGGAGUUCGACGACAACAACCCCUUCAGCGAGAGCUUCCAGGAGCGGGAGCGCAAGGAGCGCUUGCGGGAGCAGCAGGAGCGGCAGCGCAUCCAGCUCAUGCAGGAGGUGGAUCGGCAGCGGGCCCUGCAGCAGAGGAUGGAGCUGGAGCAGCACGGCAUGAUGGCGCCGGAGCUGAAUAACAGGGCAGCCCUGGCUCAGAUACCCUUCUUCAACUCUGAGCUGCCCUGUGAUUUCAUCCAAACGCCUCGGCCUCUGCAGCAGUCUCCGCAGCAGCAGCAGCAGCAGCAAAUGGGACAGAUGUUGCAGCAGGGGCCUGUGAACUCGCCCCCUGCCACAAACUUUAUACAAAGCAGCGAGCGGAGAGCAGUGGGGGCUGCAGCUUUUGGGCCUGAGGCACCUGCUGGUCCUGGCGGAGCCCCCAGUUUCCAUGCUGUUAAACAACCUCAUGGGAGUCUCCCCGGGGCCUCCUUUGCGCAGACCCAAGUCAGGCCUCCAUUUGCUCCCGCGCUGCCUUCGACCCCAGCGCUGGGCAGCGGCCCCUCCUGCGCCUCAGACACGAGCACACCCCAGGCAACAAAUUUCCCUGGCUCAAACCAGUCCCUUAUACAGCUGUACUCGGAUAUAAUCCCAGAGGAGAAGGGGAAAAAGAAAAGGACUCGAAAAAAGAAAAAGGAGGAUGACGCCGAGUCACUAAAAGCGCCGUCAACACCGCAUUCGGAUAUAACCGCUCCAUCAACGCCAACCGUUUCUGAUUCUGCCUCCACCCUGGCGGUUAACACCCCCAACGAGCCCUCACGGCCUCCGGAUGAGCAGGAGGCAGCGGAGCUCCCGGGCCCGGCGGAGGGCCCGGCCUCUCCGGAGCUGGACUGCAGGCCCCCGGGCGGCGCUUUGAGCGCCGAUCCAGAGGCCGAGAAGGCCCCAGCGGAUGCUCCCAGCAGCACCCAGGAGGUUAAACUGGAGAAGGCCGAAACGGAGCAGUGCUCGGGGGAGCCCGAGCCCGGAGCGGAGAAUCCAAGUGGAGUUAAGGUGGAGGAGGAGAAGGCGCCGUCACAUCCCGCCCCGUCAGCGCAGAGCCCCACACAACCAGGCAGUGUCCCUGCGGCAAAGGGCGAGUCGGGGAACGAGCUGCUGAAACACCUGCUGAAAAACAAGAAAUCCUCCUCUCUGCUGAGUCAGAAACCAGAGGGCGGCUGCCCCACGGAAGAGGAGGCUGCUGGAGAUCAGAAGAUACCGGAGAAGCAGACGCCACCUGAGGGGAUGCAAACUGCAGGAAACCAAACGCAGGGUGCGUUUGGGUGCAGUAACAGCCAGCUUCAAAGAGCAGAGGUAGGACAGGAAACAAAGAAGCAGAGAAGCAAACGAGCACAGAGGACGGGAGAGAAGGCAGCUCCUCGCUCCAAGAAAAGGAAAAAAGAGGAAGAAGAAAAACAAGCCAUUUACCCCAACGCUGACACGUUCAUCCAGCUGAAGCAGCAGCUUUCUCUUCUGCCUUUGAUGGAGCCAAUAAUUGGAGUGAGCUUUGCACACUUCCUUCCCUACGGCAGCGGGCAGCUGAAUGGUGGAAAUCGGCUCGUGGGAGGCUUUGGGAGUGCUACUCUGGAUGGGGCUUCAGAUUAUUACUCCCAGCUCAUUUACAAGCAGAACAAUCUGAGCAACCCGCCCACCCCCCCAGCCUCUCUUCCUCCCACGCCGCCCCCCGUGGCCUGCCAGAAGUUGGUGAAUGGCUUUGCCACCACCGAGGAGCUCGCUGGCAAGGCUGCCAUGCUAGGAGGGCAUGAUGUUACCAAAGCUCUGGGACCAAAGCAGUUCCAGUUGCCUUUCAGACCACAGGAUGAUUUAUUAGCCAGAGCGAUGGCUCAGGGCCCUAAAACUGUGGAUGUUCCUGCUUCGCUUCCAACGCCGCCCCACAACAAUCAGGAGGAGCUGAGGGUUCAGGAUCACUGUGAGGACAGGGACACUCCUGACAGCUUCGUUCCAUCUUCCUCUCCGGAAAGUGUUGUGGGGAUGGAAAUAAGUAGGUAUCCAGACUUGUCAGUCGUGAAGGAGGAGAACCCGGAGCCUGUUCCAUCUCCCAUCAUCCCGAUCCUCCCCAGCAGCACUGGCAAAGGUUCAGAAGCCAAAAGGAAUUAUAUAAAAUCAGAACCUGGUUCAGGAGCAUUACCUGGUUCUGGCUUCUUUGCCUCUCAGCUCGGACCAUCCCAGAAUGGUCCUAAAUCUGGCCUUAUAUCUGUAGCAAUUACUUUACAUCCCACAGCUGCUGAGAACAUUAGUAAUGUAGUAGCUGCCUUCUCCAAUCUGCUCCAUGUCAGAAUUCCUAACAGCUACGAGGUUAGUGCCGCUCCAGACGUCCCGGCCGCCGUGGGAGCAGCAGGCGGGCCCAGGCUGAACCCGGCUGGGGAGUACAGGCAGCACUUGCUAUUUCAGGGUCCUCAGGCAGGAUCCGUGGCAUCUGCCAGGCUUGUAGGGCCCUAUGGACUCAAGCAACCUGCCGUGCCCUUUCCUGCAAGCAGCAAUGGUCUAGCUGCCUAUAAGGAUCCCAGUCAAAAUCUUGCGGAGAGCUCCACGCUGAGGCCCCGCUGGUGCUCUCACUGCAAGGUGGUGGUGCUCGGGAGCGGCGUGCGCAAGUCCUUCAAAGACCUGCCUUUCCUCAAGCAGGAUUCACAAGAAGGCUCUGAUAAAAUGAAGGACAUUGUAUUCUGUAGCAACAACUGCUUCGUUCUUUAUUCAGCAGCUGUUCAAGCAAAAACCUCAGAGAACAAGGAGUCGGGUCCAUCUUUGCCGCAGUCGCCGAUGAAGGAAAGGCCGCCCAAAGCCUUCCACCAGUACAGCAACAACAUCUCCACCCUGGACGUGCACUGCCUGCCCCAGCUGCAGGAGAAGGCUUCUCCACCAGCCUCGCCGCCCAUCAUGUUCCCCCCAGCCUUCGAAGCAGCCAAGGUGGAGGCAAAGCCGGACGAGCUCAAGGUCACAGUGAAAUUAAAGCCCAGGUUAAAAGCAAUACACAGCAGUCUGGACGACUGUCGGCCUCCCAGUAAGAAGUGGAAAGGAAUGAAGUGGAAGAAAUGGAGCAUCCAGAUUGUGAUUCCGAAAGGAUCGUUCAAACCUCCUUGUGAAGAAGAAAUAGACGAAUUCCUUAAAAAGUUGGGCACGACCCUUAAACCUGAUCCCGUGCCUAAAGACUAUAGGAAAUGUUGCUUCUGCCACGAGGAGGGCGACGGGUUAACUGAUGGACCAGCAAGGCUUCUUAACCUUGAUUUAGACCUUUGGGUCCAUUUGAACUGUGCUCUUUGGUCUACAGAAGUCUAUGAGACCCAAGCUGGUGCCUUAAUAAACGUGGAGCUGGCCCUGCGGAGGGGCUUGCAGAUGAAAUGCAUGUUUUGCCACAAAAUGGGCGCCACCAGCGGCUGCCACAGGUUGAGGUGCACCAAUAUUUACCACUUCACCUGUGCCAUCAAAGCACAAUGCAUGUUUUUUAAAGACAAGACCAUGCUUUGCCCCCUGCACAAGCCCAAGGGCGCCCACGAGCAGGAGCUGAGCUACUUUGCCGUGUUCCGGCGGGUCUACGUGCAGCGCGACGAGGUGCGGCAGAUCGCCAGCAUCGUGCAGCGCGGCGAGCGCGACCACACGUUCCGCGUGGGCAGCCUCAUCUUCCACGCCGUGGGGCAGCUGCUGCCCCAGCAGAUGCAGGCCUUCCACUCGCCCAAAGCGCUCUUCCCCGUGGGCUACGAGGCCAGCCGCCUCUACUGGAGCAUGCGGCACGCGAGCCGCCGCUGCCGCUACCUCUGCUCCAUCGAGGAGCGCGACGGGCUGCCGCUCUUCGUCAUCAAGGUGCUGGAGCAAGGCCACGAGGACCUCGUCCUCACGGACACGACACCCAAAGGUGUGUGGGAUAAAAUCUUGGAGCCUGUUGCUUCUGUAAGGAAGGAGUCAGAAAUGCUCCAGCUCUUCCCGGGCUAUUUGAAGGGUGAAGACCUCUUUGGGUUGACGGUCUCUGCAGUGGCGAGGAUUGCUGAAUCGCUGCCAGGGGUUGAGGCCUGUGAGAACUACACUUUCCGCUACGGCCGAAACCCCUUAAUGGAGCUGCCUCUUGCCAUCAACCCCACGGGCUGCGCCCGUGCCGAGCCUAAAAUGAGUACCCAUGUCAAGAGGUUUGUGUUAAGGCCUCACACCUUGAACAGCACCAGCACCUCCAAGUCGUUUCAGAGCACAGUCACGGGGGAGCUCAACGCGCCCUACAGCAAACAGUUCGUCCAUUCCAAGUCCUCCCAGUACCGGAAGAUGAAAACGGAGUGGAAAUCCAACGUGUACCUGGCUCGCUCGCGCAUUCAGGGCCUGGGCUUAUAUGCUGCUAGAGACAUUGAAAAGCACACUAUGGUCAUCGAAUACAUCGGAACCAUUAUCCGGAAUGAGGUGGCAAACAGGAAGGAGAAGCUUUAUGAAUCUCAGAACCGCGGCGUGUACAUGUUCCGCAUCGACAGCGACCACGUCAUCGACGCCACCCUCACGGGCGGCCCCGCCAGAUACAUCAACCACUCGUGUGCGCCCAACUGCGUGGCCGAGGUGGUGACCUUCGAGAGAGGCCACAAGAUCAUCAUCAGCUCCAGCAGGAGGAUCCAGAAGGGGGAGGAGCUCUGCUACGACUACAAGUUUGAUUUCGAGGACGACCAGCACAAGAUUCCCUGUCACUGUGGAGCUGUCAACUGCCGCAAGUGGAUGAACUAGAGCUGCAUUCCUUGCUGUCCCGGAGGGCUGCUUGUCCCCAGGAAGAAGUGAUUCACGGUUUUGAUUUCAUCGACAGAGAAUUGUUGCCUUUUUGAAGGGGGAAAAAAAAGUCACUUCUGGAAGUAUUUUAAUACUCAAGUAUUAAAAACAAAACAAAAAAAAAAACUAAAACCAAGCACCAGAAGCAGCCGGCAAAAUCUGGAGCUGUCUCAACCUUCCAGCCACGUGGAGGCUGAACGGAGCCGCCAGGAUGGUCCAGCACUUUUGUUUUGGAGCUCACGGAGGAGAAACUGUCUCGCUUGGGCAGAGCAGCGACGUCUGCCGUGCGCCGCGCGGGCCGCGCACAUGAAUGUAAGACUGAAAUCACCAGCGAAAGGGAGAAGUCCAAAGUGCUGGCCACAGCCUUAGUUGAUAAAGGGGCAGGCCCUCUAAUUAAAGAAAAGUUUUAAAUAAAAGUAGACACCACUGAACAAGGAAUGUACUGAAACGACUUCCUUAGGGAUAGAGCUAAGGGAAAAAAAAUAACUUGCACUAAAAUACAUUUAAAUACUUGAUUCCAUGAGUCAGUUUAUUGUAGUUUUUGAUUUCUGUAAAAUAAGAGAACCUUUUUGUAUUUAUUAUUGAAUAAGUGAAUGAAGCUAUUUUUAAAAAGAAAGUUAGAAGAGAGCCAAGCUGCUGCUGUUACCUGCAGAACUAACAAACUCUGUUACUUUGUACAAAAGUGUAAAUAUUUUGAAAAAAAAAUACAGUAUAAAAAUAGUUAUUGACCAAAUGCUACCAGACUCUGCAGCAGUUCGGGUGCUUAUAAUAAAAAUGUCAAUAGGGAUGUUACAAUAUGAUCUCAUGUACUAACGGACAUGCGAUUACGAUUACGGAAUAACCAAAAUCUCAAUUUAAAGAGAGGGUUUUUUUACGUUUAAAGCAGUCUCAGCUGUGGUCUAUUAGAUUUUUUUUUUUAAUUAAUUAAACCUUAAGCCUGGUACAAGGCCUGUAUAUUAUUACACCUCUGACUUUUGUAGAUGUUUGGGUAAUUUAGAUGGAUUAAUUUUAUUUGUAUUAUAUUGUUGCAUCCCUAUUUCUUAAGUCAGGUUUUUUGUGCUUACAAUUUGUGAUAACUGUGAAUAACUGCUAAAACCCACCCAAAAUAGAGGCUGAACGUUGGGGUUUUUUUCUUCAGCAAAAGUAGUCAGGAUUAGGUGACGGUUCAGCCUACAGUAAAUCAUGUAAACAGCAUAGAAUCAUGUAGAUGGAGCUUAAGUCUGAUAUGGUAAUAGCCUUCUUAAAAGGAAAACGAGGAAAAAAAAUUAGAUGUAACGUGCUUGCAGCUGCAGGACUCUGGCAAUAGGGUUUUGGAAAAUGUAAUUUAAAGAUGUGUUUGUAUGGAUUGUUUUGUUUACAUUUCUUUAAAAAAAAAAUAAAACACUGUUUUGUGUUUGCUUGUAGAAACUUAAUCAGCAUUUUGAACCAGGUUAGCUUUUUAUUUUGUACUUAAAAUUCUGGUACUGACACUUCACAGGCUAAAUAUAAAAAAAAAAAAUGAAGUUUUUUUUUGUGUGCACAAUUAAAGUGGACUGUAAACUGUUGGUAUAUUCAGUAAUACAGUUCUGAACUUGUAAUGUAUAUGGCAUGAUGUAUUUUUAUCUUACAGAAUAAAUCAAUUGUAUAUAUUUUUCUCUUGAUAAAUAGCUGUAUGAAAUUGUUUCUUGAAUAUUUUUCUUCUCUUGUACAAUAUU
This is a messenger RNA of Nothoprocta perdicaria, 16577 nucleotides long. It is a transcript of the gene KMT2C, whose product is annotated as lysine methyltransferase 2C. Bases 1 to 14844 code for a protein of 4947 amino acids. NCBI's taxonomy places the organism in Eukaryota, Metazoa, Chordata, Aves, Tinamiformes, Tinamidae. Gene Ontology annotation, biological process: positive regulation of transcription by RNA polymerase II. The transcript has 60 exons. Gene Ontology annotation, molecular function: transcription coactivator activity; histone H3K4 methyltransferase activity; histone binding. The record is from RefSeq and is a predicted model, not a curated record. Gene Ontology annotation, cellular component: MLL3/4 complex; nucleus.